AAAGAACUGCGAAACUCUGUAUUCAACUUCUAAGAGUCUUUUCGCGUCAUUUAAAAAAAUAUAUUUUGAUUUAAUUAUUUUAUUUUAUUAAGGGAGCUAGUAGUUUGUUCACAUCAAAUUUUGAUUCCUCGCUUUUCUUGGUGGAUUUGCGUUCCCAAGAAAAUUUUUGAAUUUUUUUUAUAUUUUCGAUUUUUCGCCUUCUUUAUUGUUGAAUCUUGAGGAAUAUUUCGAGUGAACUUGAUUAUAAUCUCGAUUCCAGUUUUGAUUCCGAUCUCGUUUUGGAUUUAAUUUCCUGGAAAAAUGGCGAAGCGUGGAUACAAGCUGCAGGAAUUUGUGGCUCAUACGGCUAAUGUGAAUUGUUUAAGUAUGGGAAAAAAGACACGUAGGCUUUUUAUUACAGGCGGAGAUGAUCAUAAAGUCAAUGUUUGGUCAAUUGGGAAACCCACUUCUUUAAUGAGUCUUUGUGGUCAUACUAGUCCGGUCGAAUCUUUAGCUUUCGAUUUGGCCGAAGUUUUUGUGCUUGCCGGUGCAUCUACAGGUGUGAUUAAGCUUUGGGAUCUCGAAGAAACAAAGAUGGUUCGUGGACUUACUGCACAUAGAUCUAAUUGCACUGCUAUGGAGUUUCAUCCGUUUGGCGAGUUUUUUGCAUCUGGUUCCAUGGAUACAAAUUUGAAGAUAUGGGAUAUUAGAAAAAAGGGAUGCAUUCACACGUACAAGGGUCAUACUCGAGGCAUUAGUACGAUUCAAUUCACUCCUGAUGGCCGUUGGGUAGUUUCUGGUGGAUUUGAUAAUGUUGUAAAGGUGUGGGAUCUUACUGCUGGAAAACUCUUGAAUGAGUUCAAGUUUCACGAAGGACAUAUUCGCUCCAUAGAUUUCCAUCCUCUCGAGUUCCUCCUCGCCACAGGUUCAGCGGAUGGAACGGUAAAAUUCUGGGACUUAGAAACUUUUGAACUGAUCGGAUCUUCGAGACCUGAGGCUACCGGGGUUUGCUCGAUUACCUUUCACCCUGAUGGGAAAACCCUUUUCUGUGGAUUGGAUGAUGGUUUGAAGGUUUAUUCAUGGGAGCCAGUGGUUUGUCAUGAUUCUCUUGAUAUCAGAUGGUCAACACUUGGUGACCUCUGCAUCAAUGAAGGCAAGCUUUUGGGGUUCUCGUACUAUAGAAAUUCUGUUGGAGUUUGGGGAGCAGAUGUAUCGCAUAUCGAGCCAUAUGGGCGAAACGACCAUUCUGAGAAGAAAUUUAAUCUUGAGGGAAGUUAUUCAUCAGAGAAAGCAGGGAGCGGCAUGAGAUCAACUUUGGGAUCACGGCCCCUAUCUCUUGAUUACGAGACCAAGGAAAUAAAGAACAUAUAUGUUGACACAGCUGGCAGUAAUACGAUUGCUGCACCAAAAGACGGCUCUUUGAGUUCUACAGAAGUGGUACUUCCGUUGGACGCCGGUGAAAUAAGUAAUCCAGAAGCUGAGGAGCAGAGUCCUGGAACAGGAGUUAAUGCUAAAUCUAAUGGACAAUCAGGUAACAACCCUGUCGUGAAAGAGACUACAAAUUCGGGAAAAGAAUCUAUCACCUUUUCAAGGACAAAACCAGGAAUGUUGCUCAGACCCGUUCAUGCUAGAAAACCAUCGGUCAACAAGUUCGAGGUUGAAAAGCUAUCAGCUGUGGUUGAAUCUGGAAGGUUAGACACUGCAAUGGAUAAGAAUUCUCGAACUAGUCUUGUAUUGGAAGAUGGAGCUAAAAAACCCUGUGAUGAAAAGGAUUCAAACAUUGAAACCGUUACUGAGAAACCUGAAAAGAUGUUAUCACCGCAGACACCCUCUAAUCAAGAAACUCGUAAUGAAUCACUCGAUCACAACAAAGGCUCAAACUCCGUCAAAUUUGUGAAUGGAGUGGCUGUUGUUCGAGGAAGAACGCGUAGUCUGGUUGAGAGAUUUGAACGAAGAGACUUAUUAAACUGCAGUGGUGAUCUGGCAACCGACAGUAUAGCUCCUGCUGUACUUGAAGCAGAUAAAACACCGGCCAUAAUCGAAGGAGGGACAAAAAUAUCUAAAACACAACCUAUAUCAGCCAAUGAUGUAAGUACUGCCGAAAGUCAAAGUUCUAGAACUGAACCAGCUUCUAGCUGCGAGGGAGGCAUUACUGCAAGUCCGAUUCCUACAAGGGAAUCGACCCCUACUUCCAUUGGGAUCAUUUCUGGAGAUCAAAUUUCUAGAAGGGAAUCAACCUUCACUCCCGGUAGGAUGAUUGCUCGAAAUCAGAAUUCUAGAAAGGAAUCAACCUUCGCCUCUGAUAGGAUUGUUACCAUAAAUCGAAUUUCUAGAAGGGAAUCAACCUCUACUUCUGAUAGGGUCAUUACGAAAAACCAAAUUACUCGAAACGAAUUGACUUCCAUUUCUGAUGGGAUCAUUUCUAGAAAUCAACAUUCUAGAAAGGAAGCUGCUGCUGCUAAUGAUAUGAGUGGACCAAACGGUCUACAUACUGAAAAUCAAGUUUCUAGGAGGGGAUUCAAUUCCGGUAAUGAUCGGAAUGUUACUAAUAUCGAAAGCCAAAUUUCAAAGGACGAGUCGAUAUCUACUAAUGACGGAAACCUGACCGAAAGUCUCAUGCAAACGCAUGAUACAUUCUUAAGUACUCUUCGGUCACGCUUGACAAAGUUACAGGUGGUGCGGCAUUUUUGGGAAAAGAAUGACAUUAAAGGUUCCAUCGGUGCACUGCGUAAACUGCCAGAUCAUUCUGUGCAAGCUGAUGUUAUCGGUGUUCUCAUGGAAAAAAUGGAGAUUCUCAACUUAGAUCUGUUUUCCGGCUUGCUUCCCGUGCUUAUGGGCCUAUUAGAUAGUAAAAUGGAAAGGCAUACGAAUAUCUCAUUGGAGAUGCUCCUAAAGCUUGUAGCUGUUUUUGGUCCAAUGAUACGCUCAACUGUCUCAGCCCGACGUAGUGUCGGUGUUGAUCUUCAUGCUGAGCAGAGGCGAGAAUGUUGCAAUCAAUGUUUUAUGCAAUUACAAAAGAUUCAAAAACUUCUCCCACCACUCGUAAGGAGAGGCGGUACGAUAGCGCGAGGUGCGCAGGAAUUGAAUCUGGCUCUUCAAGAAUGACAGAUGAAUGCCGCCAUAUAUAUCAUCUAGCACUGAAACAUGAACGAUGUGGUUGAGUGGAAACCACUUAAAAGAAGGCCAUUUUGCGGCGGCCGUGUUUGUACCAGACUCCAUUAAAUACCGUUGAAGAUGGAUGAAGCUGCAUGUUUCUGUUUUCCUGGUAAAUUUUCCUUGCUAUUCUUUGAUUCAAUAUACAGUGAUAUUUUGCUAUCUUUUUGUUAAUAAUGUAUGUGAGCAUGUUCUAAUGCAAAUAUAUACUCUUUAGCUAUGAAAUUCAAUGAUAAUAUAUCAAAUUCCUUGGAAUCAA
Messenger RNA from Gossypium raimondii (Peruvian cotton), 3391 nucleotides. Its product is annotated as katanin p80 WD40 repeat-containing subunit B1 homolog KTN80.1. The record is from RefSeq and is a predicted model, not a curated record. Gene Ontology annotation, molecular function: microtubule binding. Gene Ontology annotation, cellular component: katanin complex. The transcript has 18 exons. Gene Ontology annotation, biological process: microtubule depolymerization; microtubule severing. Bases 301 to 3084 code for a protein of 927 amino acids. NCBI's taxonomy places the organism in Eukaryota, Viridiplantae, Streptophyta, Magnoliopsida, Malvales, Malvaceae.